This is a messenger RNA of Solea solea (common sole), 10330 nucleotides long. RefSeq names its product collagen alpha-1(XII) chain-like. The record is from RefSeq and is a predicted model, not a curated record. Lineage: Eukaryota; Metazoa; Chordata; Actinopteri; Pleuronectiformes; Soleidae. Bases 221 to 9631 code for a protein of 3136 amino acids. Gene Ontology annotation, molecular function: protein binding. The transcript has 64 exons.
GAAAGGUUCUUCCCAUUUGGAGAGAGGCUUUUUCCCUCGCAGGACAUCAGCUGGCGGAGCUUCCAGGAGCCACACAGAGAAGACACGGCUCCAGCCGCACUCAUUUUUCCAGAGGGGGAGGCUUUUAGUCACAGGCUGCGCUCAAACACUGCUCUGUUCACUUUCCUGGGAGGCGGUCAAAUAGAGUGAUUGAUGUUCUGCUGACCCCUAAAGACCAAACAUGAAGAUAGGGCUGUCACUGGCCACAGCUGCCUUGUUUGCAGCCUUGUUAUCCUCCAUAGAUGCUCAAGUGGAACCUCCCUCAGACUUGAAAUUUAAAAUUCUAAAUGAGAACACAGUGGAAAUGUCAUGGACAAGACCCUCAACAACGAUUGAGGGCUUCAGAAUACAAGUUGUGUCGGACGCAGAUGAACCAUCUAGAGAAUUUGCUCUUGAUGCCUAUGCCACUACAACCUCAAUUACUGACCUGACCCCAGACUUGGACUAUUCAGUGUCCAUUAAUUCUUACUAUGGGUCAGAGGAGAGCAUUCCCAUCUUUGGGCAACUGACCAUCCAGUCCAGUAACACCAGCACAAGAGUCAGGAGGCCACAGUCAGAUGCAAUCAAGUGUUCCGUCAGUGCAAUAGCAGAUCUGGUUUUUCUGGUGGACGGUUCCUGGAGUGUGGGCAGAGAAAACUUUAAGCACAUCCGCAGCUUUAUCGGCUCCCUGGCCGGGGCUUUUGACAUUGGCGCCGACAAGACCCGGGUAGCUGUGGUUCAGUACAGCACAGACACGCGCACAGAGUUCCCACUCACCCGCUACAGCAGGAGAGGAGACCUGCUCCAAGCCAUCAGCUCCCUGCCAUACAAGGGAGGAAAUACCAUGACAGGCGACGCCAUAGAUUACCUGUUGAAUAACAUCUUCACGGAGGCGGGUGGAUCCAGGAAAGCUUUCCCAAAGGUAGCCAUGAUUAUCACUGAUGGAAAAUCCCAGGACCCAGUGGAGGAGCAUGCUAAAAGACUUAGGAACAUCGGAGUGGAAAUAUUUGUCCUAGGUAUCAAAGGAGCAGAUGAGGACGAGCUCAGGGAAAUUGCCUCCACACCUCACAACAAACACGUGUACAAUGUUCCCAACUUUGACAUGAUCCAAGAGGUGCAGAAAAAGAUCAUCAGAGAGGUGUGCUCCGGUGUUGAUGACCAGCUCAGCUCUCUGGUCAGCGGCGAAGAAAUGGUUGAGCCGGCCUCUAACCUGCAGGUCACAGAAAUUGCAUCAAAGUCAAUGAGAGUGACAUGGGAUCCUUCCCUGGGUGACAUUACAGGCUACAAGCUCACACUCAUGCCCAUGCUGCCUGGCAUGAAACGCCAAGAGCUGUACAUAGGGCCCACUCAGACAUCCAUCAAUGUCCGUGACCUUUCCCCUGAGACCGAGUAUGAGAUCAGCUUGUUUGCUCUCAAAGGUCUGAAUCCAAGUGAAGCCAUCCUGGCAAUGGAGAAAACCCAGCCUGUCAAGGUGACAACAGAGUGCUCCCUGGGCGUAGAUGUGCAGGCUGAUGUGGUGCUCCUUGUUGACGGCUCAUACAGCAUUGGAUUACAAAACUUUGCCAAAGUGCGUGCCUUCUUGGAGGUUCUUGUCAACUCUUUUGACAUUGGCCACGGCAAGGUGCAGCUUAGCUUGGUCCAGUACAGUCGCGAUCCACACACCGAGUUUGCUCUCAACACCCACCACGACAUCAACGCUGUCGUCAAGGCUGUGCGCACCUUCCCCUACCGCGGAGGCUCCACUAACACUGGCAGAGCCAUGACCUACGUCAGGGAAAAAAUCUUCAUUCCUGCUCGUGGAGCGAGACUAAAUGUUCCCCGCGUCAUGGUCCUGAUCACUGACGGAAAGUCGUCAGACUCUUUCAAGGACGCAGCCACCAGACUGAGGAAUAUUGAUGUGGAGAUCUUUGCCGUCGGUGUGAAAGACGCAGUCAGGUCCGAGUUGGAGGCCAUCGCUAAUCCCCCGUCAGACACUCAUGUCUACGAGGUGGAGGAUUUCGAUGCCUUCCAGAGGAUUUCCAAGGAGCUGACUCAGUCCAUCUGUCUGAGGAUUGAACAGGAACUUCUCAAUAUUAUGAAGAAAAGUCUGCUUCCACCCAGAGACUUGGGGUUCUCCGAAAUUACCUCGAGAAGCUUCCGUACCACAUGGGUGCACCCUACUACCCAAGUCCUGUCUUACCUGGUGCGUUUCCGUAAAGCUGAGGACAUCACCGGAGACUACAUCACCAUGGCGGUGCCGGCUGAGACCACCACAGUCAUUCUGCCCCACCUUUAUCCCCUCACUGCCUAUGAAGUCAAUGUCUUUGCUCAGUAUGACAGAGGAGACAGUUUCCCUUUGAGUGGUGAAGAAACCACCCUUGAAGAGCAAGGAACGGUACGGAACCUACAUGUAACAGAGGAGACCGUUGACAGUUUCAGGGUGUCUUGGGAAUCUGCACCGGGUUCGGUGAUAAGAUAUCACCUGUCCUACUUUCCAAAAGGCGAUGCUGGAAACAUUCUGCAGGCACAGACGGUUGGACCAGAAACCACCAUAGUCCUCCAGGGGCUUUCCUCCAUUACUACCUACUCUGUGUCUGUGUCUGCUGAGUAUGUCACCGGCUUAGGGGAUAAGAUGCAGACCACUGGAACCACCAAGGAAGUCCGUGGCUCCCCCCGUGAUCUCCGUGUCUUUAACGAGACAAUAUCCACAAUGAAAGUGUCAUGGCAGGCCGCUCCAGGAAAUGUGCUCCAGUACCGCAUCGCCUUCAAACCUGCCGAGGGCGGCGACAGGAAAGAGAUCUCUGUCAAAGGAGAUACUACCCAGGCCGUGCUGAAGAAUCUCCAACCAGCCACUGAAUAUGAGCUGUUUGUCAGCGCUCGCUACACCUCUGGUCUGGGAGAUCCUCUUCUGGGCACUGGAACCACCUUAGAAGAGCUUGGUUCGCCCAGAGACUUGGUGACCAGUGACGUCACGGACACCAGUUUCGCUGCGUCCUGGACGGCGGCCCCUGGUAACGUCCGUCAGUACCGGAUCAGGUGGAAGUCUCUGUUCACCGAGGAGGCCGGCGAGAAGACGAUACAGGGAGACACCACUACCACGGUCCUGGAGGGUCUCACCCCAGAAACACGCUAUCAGGUGUCUGUGUUUGCUGGCUAUGGCCGUGGAGAGGGCCAGCCACUGGUCGGGGAGGAAACCACAGAUGUCUCCGCCGCUGGCAGAGCGAUUGUAGUCACAGAGGAAACGGAGAAGACCAUGAAAGUGACAUGGCAAGCGGCGCCUGGAAAUGUGCUCAACUACCGCGUCACGUACAAGCCCCAGGUCGGAGGGCGGCAGCUAGCGGCGAAGGUUCCCGGAGGCACGACGACCACAGUGCUGCGACGCCUCACUCCCAUCACCACCUACGACAUCGUUGUCAUGCCAGUGUACCGCUUUGGGGAGGGCAGAGCAAGGCAAGGAGACGGAACAACACUGUCACCGUACAAAGCUCCCAGGAACCUGCAAACGUCUGAGCCUGCAAAGACCAGCUUCCGUGUAACGUGGGACCACGCUCCUGGUGAUGUCAGGGGCUACAAAGUCACUUUCCACCCUGUAGGGGAAGACAUUGACCUGGGUGAACUUCUCGUUGGCCCCUAUGACAAUACGGUGGUGCUAGAGGAGCUCAGAGCUGGUACCAAAUACUCAGUGAAUGUAUCCGGCGUGUUUGAGGGAGGAGAGAGUAUGCCUUUAGCUGGCGAGGAGAAAACCACACUUAGUGAUGAACCUGAGCCUCCCCCCUAUAACCCAACAGAUGUGAAGUGUAAGACCAACGCACAAGCUGACAUUGUGCUGCUGGUGGACGGCUCGUGGAGUAUCGGACGUCUGAACUUCAAGACCAUCCGUGCCUUCAUCGCCCGCAUGGUGGGAGUGUUUGACAUCAGUCCUGAAAGGGUCCAAAUUGGUCUCGCUCAGUACAGUGGAGACCCCAAGACUGAAUGGCACUUAGAUGCCCAUAGAACCCGAGAGUCGCUCCUGGAAGCCGUGUCUAACCUGCCCUACAAAGGAGGAAACACCUUGACUGGUCUGGCUUUGAACUACAUCCUCCAGAACAACUUCAAAGAGAACGUGGGUAUGCGACCCAAUGCUCGGAGGAUCGGCGUCUUGAUCACUGACGGCAAAUCCCAGGACGAUGUCAAUGUCAACUCUCAGAGCUUGCGCGAUAUGGGCAUCGAGCUGUAUGCCAUCGGUGUGAAGAACGCUGAUGAGAACGAGUUGAGGUCCAUCGCUUCCGAUCCGGAUGAUAUUCACAUGUACAACGUGGCGGACUUCUCGUUCCUGUACGACAUCGUGGACAGGCUGACCGACAACCUCUGUAACAGUGUCAAGGGACCAGGAGGUGGUGCACCUGAUGCUCCCACUGACCUGGUGACAUCGGAGGUGACGCACCACUCCUUCAGAGCCACCUGGACUGCUCCCGAUGGCCCGGUGGAGAAGUACCGUGUGGAGUACAUGACUGUGUCCGGACAACCACAACAGGUGUUUGUGGACGGCAGUGAGACCACCGUGGUCCUCCAGCAACUCAACCACCUGACAGAGUACCUGGUCAACGUCUACGCCGUGGUGGGAGAAGAGAGCAGUGAGCCUCUUAAAGGAACCGAGACCACAUUGCCCCUGAGCGCUGUGAGGAGGAUGGACAUUUACGAUGAACAGGUCACCACUAUGCGGGUGAGAUGGGAGGAGGCACCGGGCGCCACGGGCUACAUGCUGCUCUACAGCGCCGUCAAUGCCACGGAGCCCAGCCUUGAGCAGGAGCUCAGAGUGCGAGGAGACACCACUGACGUCCAGCUGGUGAGGCUGCUCCCCAACACGGCCUACACGCUGUCCCUGUUCGCCCUGCACGGAGAAUCCGCCAGCGAACCACUGACCAAGCAGGGAGUCACUCUGCCUCAACCGCCCGCUGGCGAACUGAGGGUUCGCGACGUCACCCACAGCACCAUGUGGCUUUACUGGGACGCCGCUCCAGGUCCUGUACGCAAAUACAUCGUCACCUACCAGCCUGAGGAUGGAGAGCCCAAGGAGCUGGAAGUUGGAGGAGAUGUGACCACGAAACAACUGGACAACCUGAUUUCACAGACUGAGUACGCUUUGACUGUCACUCCAGUCUAUGAUGAGGGACCUGGACAGACAAUGCUGGGAGACGCAGUCACCGAUGUGGUUCCUGCCCCGAAGAACCUGCGAUUUUCUGAAGUGACCCAGACGAGCUUCAGAGCGACCUGGGAGCACGGAGCCCCUGAUGUGGCCCUGUACCGCAUUGGCUGGUCAAAGAAGGGAGAGGCCGACCCUCAGUUUGCCAUCCUGAACAACGACGAGACGACCCACGUCCUGGAGAACCUGGAGCCAGACACCCCCUACGACGUGUCCGUCACUGCAAUUUAUCCAGACGAGUCAGAGAGCGAGGAUCUGAUGGGCACGGAGAAAACAUUGCCCAAGCAGGCUGGUGGCCCAUUACCCAACGCGCCUCCCACCAACCUGGUUGUGUUCAACGAAACCACCACCACUCUGAACGCCAGGUGGAAUCCAGCUGCGGGCCGGGUCCAGAACUACAGGAUCACUUAUGUCCCCACAUCUGGAGGCAGGAGCCAGACAACCCAAGUUGGAGGGAAGAAGACCACUGUUCUGCUUCCCAAACUGACCCCUGACACUGAAUACUCCAUCAGCGUGGUGGCUGUCUAUGCGCGAGGAGUCAGCGGCGAGCUUAACGGCCCUGGAAAGACCAAGCCACUGGGUGGUGUCAGGAACCUGCAGGUUACUGAUCCCACCACCAGCACCCUGAGAGUCCAGUGGGAGCCUGCUGAGGGCAACGUCCGCCAGUACAGGAUCUUCUAUGUUCCUGAAGCUGGAGGAGAAGAGGAGAUGGUGCAGGUCUCAGGUAGCACUUACAACACCGUGCUGAAGAGUCUGCAGUCCGACACGGUCUACAGAGUAACCGUGGUUCCCGUCUACUCCGCCGGCGAGGGACAGCGCAUGUCUGAGAACGGCAAAACAUUGGAGCGCAGCCCCGUCAGGAACAUCCAGGUUUUCAACCCCACGACGAACACUCUGAACGUUCGCUGGGAGGCCGCCACGGGACCGGUCCAGCAGUACCGGGUCAUCUAUGCACCUCUGACUGGAGCCAGACCCUCGGAGUCGGUCGUGGUACCAGGAACCUCCACCACGGCGUUGCUGGAGCAGCUUAUCCCAGAGACCGAGUACAACGUCGGAGUUGUCGCCCUGUACAGCGAUGGCGAAGGACCCGCAAUCAGCGACGUUGGAAAGACAUUGCCCCGAAGUGGCCCAAGGAACAUGCGCGUGUACGACCCCAGCACGACGACGCUCUCCGUGAGCUGGGAACACGCCGACGGUCCUGUCAUGCAGUACCGCAUCACCUAUGCCCCAACUGUCGGAGACCCCAUAGAGGAAUAUACAACAGUACCAGGAAACAGGAACAAUGUGAUCCUGCAGAACCUGGAUCCAGACACGCCUUAUAACAUCAAGGUGACGUCGAUCUAUUCCGAUGGACCAGGAGGAGAACUGGAGGGAGAUGGACGCACAGUCGGCAUGCUCGGCCCCAGGAACCUCCGUGUGUCUGAUGAGUGGUACACCCGCUUCAGGGUGGCCUGGGACCCUGCACCCUCUAGGGUGUCAGGAUACAAGCUUAUCUAUCAGCCAGAGGGCUCUGAUGAGUCCAUGGAGGCGCUCGUGGGAGACGUGACCACCCAUCAGCUGCACAACCUGAAACCUGGAACCACCUACGACGUCAAGGUGUUGGCACAGUACAACACGGGCUUCAGUGAACCUUUGAUUGGACAAGGCACCACAUUGUACCUGAAUGUGACAGACUUGACCACCUACAAAGUCAGCUACGACUCCUUCUGCCUGCAGUGGUCCCCUCACAGAGCAGCCACCUCCUACAGGCUUAAAGUCAAUCCUUUUGACCCCUCCAAGAGAGGAGCUCAAGAGGUGACUGUCAGAGGCUCAGAGAGCACCUACUGUUUCGAUGGCUUGACCCCUGACACCCUCUACAAUGCCACGGUGUACACCCAGACACCCAACAUGGAGGGACCUGGUGUGAGCGUCAAGGAGAGGACAUUGGUUAAACCCACAGAGAGACCAACUGAGCCUCCGACCCCACCGACCCCGGCCACAGUCCCCCCUGCACUAGAUGUGUGCAGAGGUGCCAAAGCGGACCUGGUCUUCCUCAUCGAUGGUUCCUGGAGUAUCGGAGACGAGAGCUUCAACAAGGUCAUCCAGUUUGUCAUGAGCAUGACCGGGGCCUUCGAUGUCAUCAGCCCUAAGGGCAUGCAGGCCGCGUUUGUGCAGUUCAGUGAUGACGCCAAGACAGAGUUCAAACUGAACACGUACCAUGAUAAGGGCAUCGUGCUGUCCGCUUUGCAGAACGUCCGCUACAGAGGAGGAAACACAAAGACAGGCAUUGCCCUGAAGCACGUCUAUGAGAAGGUGUUCACCUCAGACAGCGGCAUGAGGAGGAACGUCCCCAAGGUUCUGGUGGUGGUCACGGACGGACGCUCCCAGGACGACGUGAAGAAGAGCGCAGAGAAACUGCAGCAUGCAGGCUACAGCGUGUUUGUGGUCGGAGUGGCUGACGUUGACAUGUCAGAGCUGAGACUUAUCGGCAGUAAGCCCAGUGAGAGACAUGUAUUCGUGGUCGACGACUACGACGCCUUUGCCAAGAUUCAGGACAACCUGAUCACCUUUAUCUGUGAAACGGCCACCUCCACUUGUCCCCUGAUCUACAUCAAUGGAUUCACCACACCUGGUUUCAGGAUGCUGGAAGCUUUCAACAUCACAGACCGGACGUUUGCAGCCAUGAAAGGUGUGUCCAUGGAGCCAGGCUCCUUCAACAGCUACAUUGCCUACAGGCUGCACAAGGACUCCUUCGUGAACCAGCCCACCAAGGAGAUACAUCCGGAUGGUCUCCCCCCGUCUUACACCAUCAUCCUGCUCUUCCGCCUGCUGCCCGACACCAUGUCGGAGCCUUUCGAUAUCUGGCAGAUUGCAGACAAAAACAACAACCCCGAGGUUGGGCUCACCGUCAACCCUUCAAGCAAAACAAUUUCAUUCUACAACAAGGACACCCGAGGAGAAAUCCAGAAAGCGACGUUCAACGAGGAGCAAGUCAAGCAGGUUUUCCACGGAAGCUUCCACAAGCUCCACAUUACCGUCUCGCCAGAGAAAGUCAAGCUCAACGUGGAUUGCCAAGAGGUGGCGGAGAAACCAAUCAAGGAGGCCAACAAUAUCACACUCGACGGCUAUGAAGUGCUUGGCAAAUUGGUGAAGUCUGGAGGUGGAAGGAGGCAGUCUGCGACUUUCCAGCUCCAGAUGUUUGACAUUAUCUGCAGCUUAAGCUGGAUCAGCCGAGACAAAUGCUGCGACCUGCCUUCAACAAGAGACGAGGCCAAGUGUCCGUCCCUUCCCCACUCGUGCACAUGCACACAGGACAGCAUUGGCCCUCAGGGGCCCCCUGGACCUUCGGUAAAGACACCGUCCAGAUACAUGGACAUUUUCACUUCCUCUUUUCCGUUCAUUCAUCCGGCUGAGCUCAUCCAGCCAACUCCCACCAUUCUGUUGGACAGAACACCACUACUGGAUAUUCUGGCCACUGAGCAAACACAUUCAGACAUGGGAGAGAGUCCCCCAUUCUAUGACAUUCAGACUCUAUUGGAGUUCUUGUGUUGGCUACUUCCACACCACAAAGCUUAUUAUGACAGACAGUUCAUGGCAUUGUGUCUGCCUCUUUUUUUCUUUCCCAGGGUCCUCUUGGGCAACGCGGGUCCUCUGGGUCCCGUCGGACCAAGCGGAGGACGGGGGCCACCAGGAAAGGAGGGACAAUCUGGACCCAGAGGCCCACCAGGGCCCAUGGGAAACCCUGGAAAUCCAGGUGUACCAGGGAUUACUGGGAAACCAGGAAAACAAGGAGAUACAGGAAAUCAAGGACCUGUUGGCAUUAAAGGAGAGAAGGGAGAGAGGGGAGACUUUGCAUCCCAGAGCAUGAUGCGCUCCAUUGCCAGACAAGUCUGUGAACAGUUUGUGAACAGUCAAAUGAGCAGAGUUGACAUGAUGCUCAACCAGAUUCCAUCCGGAUAUCGCACCAACAGUCCGGGGCCAGCUGGUCCUCCUGGUCCUCCUGGUGACUCGGGAUCUCGCGGAGAGCCUGGGCAACCGGGACGUACUGGGUUCCCUGGAAGCCCAGGUUUACCUGGGAAUCUUGGAGAGAGAGGCUUGCCAGGAGAGAAGGGAGAGAGAGGACCUCCAGGAACUGGUAUCAGAGGACAAAGAGGCCCAAAUGGUCCACAAGGGCCACAAGGAGAAUCAAGAACGGGGCCCCCAGGUCCUUCUGGCUCCUCUGGGCCUCGUGGGCCUCCAGGUCGCCAGGGUACUCCCGGGGUGAGGGGACCACCAGGACCCCCUGGAUACUGCGACUCCUCUCAGUGUGUUGGCAUUCCAUACAAUGGACAAGGAUACACAGCCCCCCGCUACCAGCCCGAACCUGAGGUAGUGUCUAUACCCGAGGAGCCAGCUGAAGAGUUUGAAUCAAUACAGUCACGAAACCAACGAGGAAAGAGAUCACUAACGAGAGACAAUACAGAAACUUCAUAGCUACAGUAAAGACUUCUCAGUAAGAUUGAAAUGAUGUGACGACGAUAUUAAGAACGAGUACUUAUAUGGGUUUGAUACCCAUGGUUAUAUUGAAUAUAUAAUUUUUGACGUGAGAAAAGUUGUGCGAGGUGAUUACAAACCUUACGUGUUCACUCAUUACAAACCUGUGUGCUUGCUAAGUGUUACCCUUUCGAGUGUCUGCUUGUAAAAUAACCGCAAGUGUUUAUCAGAUUCCAUUGUGUAAUGCACUAAUCGUGCUAACAGCGGCAAAGGAGAUCAGACCGUGGUUUUCUUGUCUAAUUUCGGUGUAUAAAGCUGUUUUUAGAGACUCCAAAAUUGAUCGAUAAUUUGGACAAUCAAUUUGCUCCCCAAAUACUUGUAAAUUGUGAUGUUGUGUACGGCCUCCAAGGCGAAUGAUAAUCUGACUUAUCGUAACAAAACCAACCUUUUUUUUGUUGUUUUUUUGUUUAUUUUCUUUGUUACCAAAGGUGGAAUUGCAUGUUUGUGUUGUAUAUUUACUGAGGUUUUCCAAGUCAGAAUAUAAAUGUUUCCCAUCAAUGCAGUUUGGAUUCAGUCGCAAGACACACAAUUGCUUUUCUCAUGUUGUAACUGCACAUUUUGUGAAUUCCACGCAGCCUUAUUUUCUUAUUUAUUUCUGAAACAGAAGAGGCAUUUUUCAAUAAAACUACUGAAAAUGUU